Molecule: messenger RNA, 2611 nt
Organism: Brassicogethes aeneus
Lineage: Eukaryota; Metazoa; Arthropoda; Insecta; Coleoptera; Nitidulidae
Source: the annotation of a GenBank genome assembly
CUAUUUUAUUAAUACAUGAAGAGGCUAAAAAAAUGUAAACAAUACUGGUUACGCUGAAUAAAUUAUUGUUAUUAUGAAUACGAAUUGAAAAUCAUUCAUUAAUUACAUUAUUAUUAUUUUAUUGACAUUAGAAAUUGACGUUUCACGUUUUCUGUCAUUUAUUGUUAUUGCAAAAUGUCAAAAAUUACAGAGCGCCAUCUGCAACGUCACAAUUUGAAAUUUCGCGCGGUUUCUACGGCGACGCUUGAUCGAUGCGAAAUUUACAAGAAAUCUUGCUCUACUAAUUUUUUUACAUUGGAAAUGGCUAGCAGUGGGAAAUUUAAACCCAAAACUAAGGAACUGAAAAAGCUGACAGGCGACCAUGACAUUAAGGAUUGUCCGCACGAAUUAAACCAUAAAUUCAUACAUCAGAAGAUUCAAAAUGCCUUGGAGGACAAGGAACUCGUCAAAGUUUAUUCGGAUAAAGGCGAAAGAAUACUAAUUGUGCCAGAUAGAAUGCCAGGAAAAAAUAUUGCAGGCAUAUGGCCCAAAACAGAAUUCCGAAGACUUACAAAUCAAGCCCAUGUUGUAACGUUAAAAGAUCGCAUGGCCUUGAUCGAGGAGGCUGAGCAGAAAAAAAUCCAAACGCAAAUCGAAAGCACCCAAAGAAAGGAGCAGUUAUUUAAAAGUUUCGUCAGACAGGAAGCGGUUAGAGGUAGCCCGUUGGAUACCGCCGAAUCUGAGGCAAAAAUGAAGAACGAAGGGCUGUUGCGAAGAUCUUACGAAAUGAUGAUCGAGGAGGAUCAGAGAGUAAAAGAAGCGAACCGGCUUAUUUUAGCCAGGAAAUGCCACUUCGUCAGAAACGCGCAGCUGGCCGAGAAAGAGCUCAUCAAAAAAGAACUGCUAGAUGAAGAUCAUAGAUUGGAUUUGAUGAUGGAGCAGUUCAGACAGCAAGGGUAUGCCUCCGAAAAACUGAAGAUAGAAGAGGAGGAGAAAAAUAAACAAAAGACUUUAGAAGGUGUCCGUCGUCAAUUAAAAGAGAUCGAAAUAAAUAAGAUAGUGGCUGCUGAAAAGCUCGAAGAAGAGAGCAGAAUAAUGCUGAAAUUAAGGCAGGCCUUGCAAAAGGCCCAAAUCGAAGAGGAAGAAGAGAAGCGCCAGGUGCAACUGAAAAUGAGGAAAGAUUACGCAAAAUCGUUCGAGGAGGUGCAAAUGUACAAGAAGAAGCGGGAGGAGGAGCAACGAAUUGCCGACAUGAGAAUUAGCGAAUUUUUAAGACAGAAACAGGAACGCGAAGAGGCAAGGGAAAAAGAGAUGGCAGAACAAAAGCACAAGAAGGAAAUAGAGUUGGCGAGGAUGGGGGAAGCAAACAAAAAAGAAGCCGACAAGUUGGUACAACUGGACGAGUUAAACGCCUUAAAAGCGAUGGAAGAUAAAGAACGGGAAUGGCGCGAAAAAGAACUAGCUGAAGCACUUAAAGAGAAGCAGAAACGAGAAGAUCUCAUACAGGCAAGGGAAAAACAGAUGGACGAUAUAAGAAGAAUCAAAGCUUGUAAUUUGGCCAAGGAAGAGGAUUAUUUCCUGAAGAACAAUAAAAUUCAAAAAGAACAAUUUGAAAAGGACCAAAAAGAAAAGGCAGCAAAACAAGAAGACGCACAUAAAUUUUCCAGAGAAUUAUUGCUGCAAAUAAACGAAAAGGAGAAACAAAAAAUUAAAGAGUUUGCAGAUAAGUUUGAGGAGGGAAGAGCUCAAAGAUUGGAGGCUGAAAUGAAAGAAAGACAAGUUGAAGAGUACUUAAAAAAUAAGAUUCAGAAAUUAAGGGAGUGCAACUUACCAGAAGCUUACAUUCAAGAUAUUCAAAAUCAGCUGAAAAUGAAAUAAAAAUAUUCUUUACACAAUUUAUUUAAAAUGAAAUAAAACAAUAUGUAUUUUAAUAAAAACCUAUGCUUUAAUAUCUAUUUGUAGGCACAUCAUAGUGAUACUUAAAAUACUUGUACAAAAACUAUAAUAUAAUAAUCAAAAUAAAAUCUUAAAAUUAGUGGGAGAUAUAAUACAACAUAUUAAGUUUAAAAAUUUUGGAAAUCCCACAGUUUACUCUAAGAAUGAAAUUGUCCACAAAGUCCCCUUAUUUUAUUGCAUACAAUAUAGGAUAUAUUACAUUGCAUGCAAUAAAACCCAUAGGGAAACACAAAUUAAAUAAAACACAUGUUUUUAGUUGUAAAAUUGAAUUGCUUAAUUUAAAAACGAGUAAAUUCUAUUAUGUCAACUUUCUACAAAUCAUUUGGCGGUUCAUUGCAAAUAUUUUCGUUAUUGGUUAUAAAUAUUAAAAUUUUGACUUUAUUUACUUGAGUAUUCAUUAAAAACUUAUCUAGCGCUGUCCGCAAACUUUAGCGAGAUUGUCUCUCAAGGUUUGCAGCUGACGCCUCGUUUCCGGGUCAAGGUCCGGAACCUGCGACAUUCUCAGCCCCCUUUCCGGUUGCAGGGUGAACAUCCUGCCAUCAUUCAGGGGGAUGUUUAUGUUGGCAACACUUUCACUGACCACACUUCCGGUGAAGAGAGGACUUCCUUGCAGAGAUAGCGCCAUCUCUCCCUGUUUUGGCCUCCUCAGAAGAACCUGAGGAGUGUUGGGUUUUAC